This is a messenger RNA of Coffea eugenioides, 1063 nucleotides long. RefSeq names its product ethylene-responsive transcription factor ERN1-like. The coding region runs from base 84 to 983 and encodes 299 amino acids. Lineage: Eukaryota; Viridiplantae; Streptophyta; Magnoliopsida; Gentianales; Rubiaceae. The record is from RefSeq and is a predicted model, not a curated record. Gene Ontology annotation, biological process: regulation of DNA-templated transcription. Gene Ontology annotation, molecular function: DNA-binding transcription factor activity; DNA binding. The transcript has a single exon.
GCUCCUCUGUCUAUUUACUUCUUUUUUGUACUUUGACAAAAUUUUAUAGCUGAUUGAGCUUGUUCUCUUGGGCGGGGAGGAAAAUGGAACUUCAAUUCCAAAAACAAAGCACGUAUAUGGUGGAUAGAAACAGAGGUAGCAGCAGCAAAAGGAAGUUUGUUGGGGUGAGACAGAGGCCAUCAGGCAAAUGGGUAGCAGAGAUCAAGAACACUACUCAGAAGAUCAGGAUGUGGCUCGGGACAUUUGACACAGCUGAAGAAGCUGCUCAAGCUUAUGAUGAGGCUGCUUGCCUUCUCCGAGGCUCGAAUACUCGAACCAAUUUCAUGAAUCAUGUUCCUUGCAAUCCAGCUCUGUCCUUGAAGAUCAGAAACCUCCUCAAUCAGAAGAAAGGGCGUCUCAACAAAAUCGCCUCUCUCGCUUCCACAGCCUCCAACAAGACAGCCACAGAGAGCAGUUCCAGAACCAUUUCGCGUACUAGUAGCAGCAGCAGUACUUCUCAGAGUAGUGCUAGUGGAAGUAGUUUUAGCAGCAGCAGCAGCAACAAUAAUGAUAACUCUGCAGCUGUUCUCACGACAAUUCAAGCGCAGACAAAGCUGUUUGAUGAUGCAUAUAAGCCGGACUUGAGCUACUUCAUGGCUGCAGGAGGAUAUCAACCGGCAUCAUCUUCUGAUCAGUUUGAUUAUACCACCGGCCGUGAUGGCAGCUUAAUUUCAACAUUUGCAUCCGAUUUUGAUAGGAUUCUUUUAGGUCAACAGGAUGCAGGUUUUGAAUUGCCCAAAAAAGAUACAUCCGAGAUGAUGAGUGAUCAUCAAACUCAAUACCAUCAUCAGAUUCCAGACUUCGAACAUAUGAAGGUUCAGAGACAGAUAUCUGCAUCCCUGUAUGCAAUGAAUGGUGUGAGUGAAUAUUGGGAGAAUGUUCAUGAUUGUAACGAUUCUUUCUGGGAUCUUCCCAUGCUCUACCAGAUGUUCUGCCCCAGCUAAUCCAGUAGUUCAUACAAUGUAUCCCCCCAAGUUUUUACCAUAUCAGAUUAUAAAUUAGCAGGCCAUUUUGAUAUUUAGAA